UUUUGAGUGUAUCAAGGAUAAUCAAGGAAUGGCUAGUGAGGAGAGUUACCCUUAUGAGUCAACGGAUGGAAGUGGAAGAAGUACCUUCCAAUGAUGAAGAGGCAUUAUUAAAGGCGGUAAGCCAGCAGCCUGUCUCUGUUGCCAUUGAAGGCAGUGGGUAUAAUUUCAAGAACUAUGGUGGUGGAGUUUUCACUGGAGAAUGUGGCAAUGACCUGGACCAUGCUGGUACACUAGUCGGGUAUGGGACUACUGAAGAUGGUACCAGGUACUGGCUGGUCAUGAAUCCAUGGGGAGAAAGCUGGGGAGAGAAUGGGUACAUGAAGAUUAAGAGAGAUGCUGGAGUCUCAGGAGGUCUCUGUGGCCUUGCAAUGAAACCGUCCUAUCCGGUUGCUUAAGCAGCAUCAAGGUUUAAAGAAAUUUCUUGAAGUACCCUAUAACACAGUGUAUUCCUGCUACAUUACUAAGCAUACUCUGCAAUGAAAAUGCCAAUUUAUC
Molecule: messenger RNA, 495 nt
Organism: Rubroshorea leprosula
Lineage: Eukaryota; Viridiplantae; Streptophyta; Magnoliopsida; Malvales; Dipterocarpaceae
Source: the annotation of a GenBank genome assembly